AUUACGAGGUUGUUUGAAAGUCAGCAAAACUUCCGAAUCGUAACCCGAUUCCUCUUGACAUAGAUUGUCAACCGUCGCGCCGCAUGCCCACUCAACCGACACGAAAUACCUUGAUCACCGUCAUAAAGUAAACUCCACGGUCGCCGCAGAUUUUUUUGGAUUACAAUCACCUACCGCUUAUAUCGAGGCCGACUAAACAUUAUAGAAGGAAGCUUUGGUUUCCCUUAUUGGCAUACUAUCGCCGAGGGAAUGACGAUGGGAGCAAAAAUGCCCUCGCCGCAUCAGAGGUUCUUCAGCAUGCGGAACCCCUUCUCAAGAUGUGUUCUCUUUGCUGUUGCAUUGCUUCUGCUCCUUGCGAUCACGUGGAAGUCCGACCGCAUAGAAGAUGUCGGUUCGCGAAUCGUAAAGGCUGCUGCUAGCCACAACACAAAGGACAACACACAUCAACAACCACUAGGCGACGCUCCUCAAGCGACAGAUAAAGAUGUUGCUCCGGUAUCGAACCACGUUAUGGAUUGCAGUGUCAACUCUACCCAUAUGAGCGAACUGAAGGCUAAGUAUGAACUUGGAGACACUUUCCAAUACCUAAAGCGAUAUGUCAAGAUCAACCGCCAGCCCGUUCCUCGAAAGUCGAUUACCAAAGUCAACCAACAAUUCCUCCCACAUGCUUUCACUACCGUUGAUUUGCAACACCCAAGCACUUACGGAGGUGAACAAUGCAUUGAACCUCUUCAAGUUCCCGUUUCCGAGUCCCCAUUCCCUGCUACUGGCAAUUUGUCCGAUUUCAUGUUUGGCGUUUCUACAACAUUCAAGAGAUUCAGCUCGGAGAAGACGAGCCCCGUGAAUGAAUGGACAUACUGGUUGACCGAUGGCAAAGGUAACUCUAAUGGUGGCAAGUUGGUUCUCUUGCUAUUAGAUGCUACCGAGGACCAAAUACUACACGCCAAGACGAUACUGCACCAUGCUGGAAUUGACGUUGAUGUUUUCCAUUCGGAUUCGUCAAUGGAAAUGGCCGUUCGCUACCUCACGCUUAUUCCGACCUUGUACAACCAUCCUGAGCGACCAUCGAAAAAAUGGCUAGUUUCAUGCGAUGACGACACUUUUUUCCCCAGCGUUCACGCACUGACGAAGAAGUUUGAGGUUUAUGACCCUAAUGACAUGCUCUACAUCGGUACUCUGUCCGAAGAUGUCAACAAUGUUGAUCGUCACGGAUCGCAGGCUUUCGGUGGCGCCGGUGUGUUUUUGUCGGUACCCUUAGCUGAGCAGAUCACGAAGGACUACGAAACUUGUAAGACGGAUGAGAAAAUUCACGAGUCGAACUCUGGUUGGGGUCCUCAGGGCGAUAUCCUUCUCCGCAAGUGCAUCUACGAAAACACAGACGUCCGUCUGUCCAUUCUUCGUGGUCUUUACCAGCUUGACCUCUACGGAGACCCAUCUGGUUUCUACGAGUCUGGCAUUAAGCCUAUCUCCCUUCACCACUUCAAGGGUGGCGGGUGGCACUCGGCUCUGCCUUGGGAGUACACCAAGAUCGCUCACAUCUGUGGUGAAGACUGCACUCUUCAGCGAUUCCAGACUGCUGAUAACUUCAUCAUUUCGACUGGUUUCAGUGUCGUCCAGUAUCCCUUGGGUAUCAAUUUCAACCUUGCUCAGAUGGAACGAACGUUCGCUGCCGCGCCGCAAGAUAAGGGCUGGAACUUGGACUACGUAUUCGACCCACAGCGACCAAGUCUAUUGAAGACGGGCCGUAAGAUCAGCUGGGACCUCCAGGAAGCCAGUGUGAACGAAGACAACACGGUUAGCCAUGUCUACGUCCGAAAAGCCAAUGAUUGGAGAUGGGUUGACCGAAACGGCGAACCGAUGUCUCAGCUUGAUGGUAUAAUAGAACUUGUCUGGGUCCCAUAAAGGACUUCACGCAGUGCGUGGUAAACGACAUAAUGAUAUUACACGACGGUAUAGGAAAUGGCGGAUGUAACAUUCAUCUACUCGACUUGGAAGAGAAUGGAUUGGAAACUUAUGGGAGUUUGCUAUGGAUACGGCAAAAUUGCUCCAUUACAUAGCUGCCGAGUCGCCAUUUUGCUUGUUCGGUCCUCCCGAAUCCGUUGAAUACCGGCCACGACUAGGUUAGCUCACUG
Hypoxylon trugodes is the source of this 2132-nucleotide messenger RNA. RefSeq names its product glycosyltransferase family 31 protein. The transcript has a single exon. Gene Ontology annotation, molecular function: acetylglucosaminyltransferase activity. Bases 250 to 1902 code for a protein of 550 amino acids. The record is from RefSeq and is a predicted model, not a curated record. NCBI's taxonomy places the organism in Eukaryota, Fungi, Ascomycota, Sordariomycetes, Xylariales, Hypoxylaceae.